Penaeus indicus is the source of this 672-nucleotide messenger RNA. Its product is annotated as craniofacial development protein 2-like. The coding region runs from base 1 to 672 and encodes 223 amino acids. Gene Ontology annotation, biological process: chromatin remodeling. The record is from RefSeq and is a predicted model, not a curated record. The transcript has 3 exons. Gene Ontology annotation, cellular component: nucleus. Lineage: Eukaryota; Metazoa; Arthropoda; Malacostraca; Decapoda; Penaeidae.
AUGCCAGUGGGCUCAAAGACAAGAAUUGGCACUUGGAAUGUCCGAAAACUUAAGGAACUGGGAAAAUUUAAUACAAUAUGUAAUGAAAUGGACAGAAACAAUAUUGCAGUCUUAGGUGUUUCAGAGACAAACUGCACAGCAACUGACGAUGAGAUCAAUGAAUUCUAUGAAUCACUUCAGGAAGCGUUGGACAGUAUACCUCGUAGAGACAUUCAAUUGAUCUUGGGAGACUUUUACGUAAAAGUUGGUAAACAGACUUACACAAGUGAAACUAUUGGUACCUUUGGACUUGGAGAACAAAAUGAACGAGGAGAGAAACUCCUUGAUUUCUGCAAAGCAAACAAUUUAUCCAUCUCAAACACAUUUCAUAAACAUCACCCGAGACACUUAUACACAUGGACAUCACCAGACAACAAAAUGAGAAAUCAAAUUGAUUAUAUUUUAUUGAACACUAAGUGGCGAAGCAGCAUCAAAGAUGUCAAAACAAGACCUAGAGCAGAUUGCAACUCUUAUCACCAACUUCUAACAAUAGACAUAAAACUUCGACUUAAAAAGAUGCAGAAACCUAUACCUCCACUUCGACUAGAUCUUGCAAAUAUGAAUAGCACCUAUAACAACGAAAUAUCUAACCGCUUCUCUAUCCUAUUAGAAACAAUUAUCAUCACCAAAUGA